GUGCGAAUACGUAUUCGUACAUCGCUCCGUUUUUUAAGCUGCUAUAUAUGCUGCCGAGUGGCAAGUGGUGGCCUGUGGCCAUAUAGUAUCUAUCUCUCCGUACAAGCGAGUCGCUGGGUAGUGGCGCUCGAUUGUGUGCGUGCCGUGCGUGUGCACAAGAGACACUAAAGUGCAUUACAUCCGUAGUACACAUAACUACAUCAGCGUUUACGUAUGCACGUAUAGUUUAAUCAUAUCAACAGAACACGUCAGAAAAUGGCAGAACCAGGACCGAGUAAAAGCGAUAUCGAGGAAGUCUUCAAGCGCCUGCGAGCUCUUCCUGCCAAUAAGACAUGUUUUGACUGUAAUGCCAAGAAUCCAGCUUGGUCCAGUGUUACAUAUGGGGUUUUCCUGUGUAUUGAUUGUUCAGCUGUACAUAGAAAUUUAGGUGUUCAUUUAACUUUUGUACGUUCAACCCAGCUGGAUACUAAUUGGACAUGGCUGCAAUUAAGAAAUAUGCAAUUGGGUGGCAAUGCUAAUGCUAGAAAGUUUUUUGCUCAAUAUAAUUGCAGCACUACUGAUGCUCAUCAAAAAUAUACGUCUCGAGCUGCCAUGCAAUAUAAACAAAAAUUAGUUCAACUUUCUAAUGAAGCAAUGAAACGUUAUGGGACACAGCUGCAUUUGGAAGAGCAUACAGAAAGUGAAAAUGUCCCAAAAGAAGUGGAUUUUUUUGAAGCACAUGAAAAUUUUGAUUUAAAUUCUGAAGCCACUGUGCCUAGCAAUCGUUCUCAUUGUGAUACAAUCACAAAAUUAGUGGAUGAAGAUCAUGACAUUCAUAGUUCUGACAACAUAAAUGCAGAUUUUCCCACUAAAAAUGCUGAUAAAACCUCAGAGCCAGCUGUUACCAUUGGAUCUUCAUUAUUAGGAAGUUCAGAACCAAGAAAGUCCACCAUUGGAAGUAGGAAACCUCAAAUAAGAAGAGGCGGGAUCGCUAAAAAGGGACUUGGUCUGGGUGCUCAAAGGAUUGUAACAAAUUUUGAAGAAAUUGAAAAAAGUGCUGCAGAAGCAAGUACUAAAGAAAAAUUGAAACUUGAAAAUGCAGAACCAUCUGAAGAAGGUGAAAGUCAAAUGAGCGAAGAACUAUCUUCUAAAUAUGCACAAGAUCUUGCUGAUCAAGUUAAAAAAAUUGAAGAAAGAGUGCAAAAUAUGAAUCCUUAUAAAGCAAAUGAAGCUGCAAGACUUGGAAUAGGUUUUAAUACUAAUAGAGGCGUUAGUCAUUCUGCUUUUUCUGAUAUGCAAACAAUAAAACAAGAGAGAUCAGAAUCUGUUACAAAAUCAGAACCAAGAAUGAAAAAAUCAAGUGAUUUUCAUUACAUGAUGUCUGGAUUUGAAUCUGUGACAAAUGAUUUUCCUAAAAGUUCUUCCAAAAAUUCUUCAAAGAGUUCUUCUAGAAGUUCAUCAAAAAGUUCAACAAAAAGUUCAACUAAAAGUUCAACAAAGACCCCUACCACUAAAAGUGGUAAAAAUUGCAUGGAUGAAUUUAUAGUGCAAGAAGAACCAAGCAAACAUGAAGUAAGAAGUCAAUUUUCUGGCCCUCCUCCAAUGCAAAUGUCCUCAUCAAAAAGUGCCAGUAGUAUAUCAAAUAAAAAUAGUAGAUCCAAUGAUUAUGGAGAUAAUGAAGCUCAGAAGAAGUUUGGCAGUGCAAAAGCAAUUAGUUCUGAUCAAUAUUUCCGUGACUCCAAGAACGACGAUAAUGCGUAUGGAGAAAGACAGAACUUACGUCGAUUUGAGGGAUCCUCCAGCAUUUCAUCGUCAGAUUAUUUUGGCAGGGAUCAAAUGUCACCAAACUCACAGAACCCUUCAUUAUCCAUGAAUUUGCGAGGCAGCGUUGAUUUCGAUGACGUUCGAGAAAGUGUGAGGCAAGGCGUCAACAAAGUAGCCGGUAGACUGAGCUCACUAGCUAAUGCUGCUGUUAAUUCUAUACAAGAUCGAUACGGUCUUUGAGCAUAAAAAAAUUUUUAUGCACUGCAUACAUUUUUUUCAUCAAUUUGUUAAUAUUACUAUUAUUAUAUUUAUUAUUACUGAUAACACUAAUUCAAAAAUGAGCAAAAACUUCUUUUACUCCAAUUGUUAUUACUUGAAAAUUUGCCCACUGAAUAUUGACAUUUAUGUACAUAAAAGAAUUUUAGAAAAUAGAUUAUUAUGGUAAAA
This is a messenger RNA of Trichogramma pretiosum, 2190 nucleotides long. RefSeq names its product ADP-ribosylation factor GTPase-activating protein 3 (gene ArfGAP3). Gene Ontology annotation, biological process: COPI coating of Golgi vesicle. NCBI's taxonomy places the organism in Eukaryota, Metazoa, Arthropoda, Insecta, Hymenoptera, Trichogrammatidae. The transcript is spliced from 7 exons. The record is from RefSeq and is a predicted model, not a curated record. Gene Ontology annotation, molecular function: GTPase activator activity. The coding region runs from base 256 to 1983 and encodes 575 amino acids.